This is a messenger RNA of Myripristis murdjan (pinecone soldierfish), 2155 nucleotides long. RefSeq names its product FERM domain containing 5a (gene frmd5a). Gene Ontology annotation, cellular component: cytoskeleton. Gene Ontology annotation, molecular function: cytoskeletal protein binding. Gene Ontology annotation, biological process: actomyosin structure organization. The transcript has 14 exons. NCBI's taxonomy places the organism in Eukaryota, Metazoa, Chordata, Actinopteri, Holocentriformes, Holocentridae. The record is from RefSeq and is a predicted model, not a curated record. Bases 233 to 1954 code for a protein of 573 amino acids.
GGGUGAGCUACCUCUGGAUCUGGAUGCGGGCAUCCCUGGAUUCUGCUCGUCCUGGCACAGGCCUGCUGUACAUAAACUCAAUGGGACAACAAUGGUCCGCACGUCGGCGGGCGAAUCCGUGGCUGCUGCUCGUCUAGUGGAGCGGAAAAUGUGGUCAAUGUGACAUUAUUUGCAUGCUGGUGUUGAGUUUAUUGUUCUGGUCGUAGACGCAGAGCAGCAAUUCUCUGAGAAGAUGUUGAGCCGAUUCAUGAGUGGCAGCAUCAGGAAUCUUGAGAGAGAAUACAACUGCACCGUCAGACUGCUGGACGAUACGGAAUAUACGUGCACAAUUCAGCGGGAUGCAAAGGGACAGUAUCUGUUUGACCUCAUCUGCCACCACCUCAACUUGCUGGAGAAAGACUACUUUGGCAUCAGAUAUGUGGAUCCAGACAAGCAGAGGCACUGGUUGGAGUUCACGAAAUCAAUAGCCAAACAAAUGAAAUCUCAGCCGCCAUUCACGAUGUGUCUGAGAGUCAAGUUCUACCCUCCUGAUCCUGCUGCUCUCAAGGAGGAAAUCACCCGAUAUCUUGUCUUCCUGCAAAUCAAGAGAGAUCUUUACCACGGUCGGCUCCUGUGUAAAACUUCGGACGCGGCCAUGCUGGCUGCCUACAUCCUUCAAGCUGAGAUCGGUGAUUAUGACCCUGGGAAGCAUCCUGAAGGCUACAGCUCCAAAUUCCAGUUCUUCCCUAAGCACUCAGAGAAGCUGGAGCGGAGGAUUGCAGAUAUACACAAGACAGAGCUGAUUGGACAGACACCUGAAACAUCAGAGCUGAAUUUCCUGCAGAAAGCCCAGAUGCUGGAAACAUAUGGUGUGGAUCCUCAUCCAUGCAAGGAUGUAUCUGGAAACCCAGCUUUCCUUGCCUUCACGCCAUUUGGUUUUGUGGUGCUUCAGGGAAAUAAGAGAGUUCAUUUUCUUAAAUGGAACGAGGUGACCAAACUGAAGUUUGAAGGCAAGACGUUCCAUAUAUAUGCAAAUCAGAAGGAGGAUAAAAAGAUCAUCUUGACGUACUUUGCGCCCACGCCUGAGGCAUGCAAGCACCUGUGGAAGUGCGGAGUGGAGAACCAAGCUUUUUACAAGCUUGAGAAGUCAAGUCAGGUUCGGACAGUGUCCAGCAGCAACCUGUUCUUCAAGGGCAGCCGUUUCCGCUACAGUGGACGAGUGGCAAAAGAGGUGAUGGAGCAGAGUGCCAAAAUCAAACGAGAACCUCCAGAAAUACACAGGGCUGGCCUAGUGCCCAGCAGAAGUUGCCCAUCCAUCACACACGGCCCACGCCUCAGCAGUGUACCACGCACCCGCCGGAGAGCUGUCCAUAUAUCUAUCAUGGAGGGUCUUGAGUCAUUGCGUGACAGUGCCCAUUCUACACCUGUGCGUUCAGUGUCCCACGGGGAAAGCUUCAUGCCCCGCUCCCGGAGCCAGGCCACGGACGCCAGCGAGGGGUCGGCGGUGAUCUCGGAUGAGGCCUACAGUCCCUCCGACAGUGUUCUGCCCACCCCGGUGGCCGAGCACAGCAUGGAGCUGGCUGUGUCGCGCCAGAUCAAUGGAGCACCGUGCAGCAUUGAGGAGGAAAAGGAGUCGGAGGCAGGCACUCCCACACAUGGGGAAGGGGGUGAUUUUGGUGCGGACGGUAGAUCGGCACAAGAGGGUGCAGGGGGGGACUCGGCACUCAGCGAAGUGGAACAGGUGAAUAAGUUUGUCUUAAGUGUCCUCCGUUUGCUCCUUGUGACCAUUGGACUCCUCUUUGUCUUGCUCCUCCUCCUCAUCAUCCUCACCGAGUCAGACCUUGACAUUGCAUUUUUACGUGAUAUCCGCCAGACCCCCGAAUUUGAGCAGUUCCAUUACGAAUACUUUUGUCCCCUCAGACGGUGGUUUGCCUGCAAGCUCCGCUGGGUGGGCGAAUUGCUCAUUAACAAGUGAGAGUGAGGCCGUAGAGUUCAUAAGCCCAUUCGGGGGCCUGAGAAGAAGAUUAGGACUCCGGAGUGAUGGAGGGCAGCCUCGUCCCAACCAUGAACCCUGCUUCUCUCAUCAUCCUCCUGCAGACAUAAACCUUGGACCAGUCCUGGUAGCACCAGGCCAGGAUCUCUCCUCUCCUCCAUUUUCAGUUACCUCCCCAUUUUU